AUGUCCACCGAGCAUUUAGGCUAUGAGCAGCUGAAUCUUAGAGGCGUUAUUGGAUUCAAUGGCUCCGUUGAAGACUGUUUGCACGUUCACCCAGACCGCCAAAAUUUUGUUUAUGCACUGGGAUGUGCAGUAGUAAUUGAAGAUAUAAACAGCCGAAAACAAAAUUUGUUGCAAGGGCACACAAGCAAUGUCGUGUGCUUAGCCGUUUCACGCGAUGGAUGUUACUUGGCCUCUGGACAAAUUACUCACAUGGGUUAUAAGGCUGAUAUAAUACUGUGGGAUUAUGCAGAAAAGCGUGAGAGAGCACGCUUCGUUUUGCAUAAUGUUAAGGUUCAGGCGUUGGCAUUUUCCCCAAAUUCAAAAUAUUUAGCUAGUAUCGGUGGACAAGAUGACGGAAGGCAUGAAAAUCUAGCAAUUUUUACCCGAAUUUUAGUGUUGUCUUAUGGUCGUUAUCCAAUAAUGCUGCCAUUUGUGUUGUUGAAUGCGGGGAUAACUAGAACACUCGUGUAUGCAAACCUUACUGAUGACAUGUUUUUCACUGGAGGGGAUUCCAUCUUGCGAAUCUGGAAUGCAGACGUACCGAAUCGCAAAAUUCGUCCCACUGAUUGCAACUUCCGUCAAUACAAACGAACAAUUUUAAAAGUCGUUCCCAACAAUCAAGACGAAUUGCUCUUCUGUGCCACGACAUCUGGCGAUAUCUUGGCUGUGCGAAUAAGUUCCGCCUUGGUUCAGCUGGUUUUUCCAGAAAGGGACAAAUUCAGUUUGGGCAUCACUUCGCUUUGCCUUGUCGACGACAGCUCCCUAAUCAUUGGCACCGGUGAGGGGAUAGUGCAAAUGUUAAGCAUUGGACACAGGGUUAAUAAAAUGAACUGUGAGUUGACGCUUGGAAGGACACCAAUGCAGCGCUCAGUAAUGGGCGCUGUAAAGGCUAUAACAUUGCGAGGUGAAGGUCACCAGUUCUUCGUGGCAACGGACAAAAGUCAAAUCUACCGCUUUGAUGGCUCGACCUUCGAGCACGAACUCAUCAAUUCCUGUCACUACUCUCCAAUCAACGACAUCAAAUUUCCCGAAAACUGCUCCGAUUUAUUUGUGACAAGCUCCUAUGAGGACAUCCGAGUCUUUCAUACGCCGAGUCAACAGGAGCUACUACGAAUCAACAUUCCCAAUCUGGUUUGCUUUACCAUUGACAUCGCAAAGGAUGGAACUUCCAUAGUCUCCGGAUGGGACGACAGCAGAAUCCGCGCUUUCUACCCGGAAACGGGUAGACUGAUGUACACGGUGAACGAUGCGCACAAGAAGGGAGUGACAGCAAUUGCAGCAACGGCUGACGGUGGUCGUCUCAUCUCAGGCGGUGGCGAGGGUCAAGUGCGCGUCUGGCAGGUCCGUGAGAUAAUAAGCAAGGUGUCUGGCAAGAACCGUCUGUACGCUCACCGUUGCCGCGGUGAUGGAGCAGAGGGAGGGGCGAAGGUGGAGCAGCCCAUGUUUGUCACCACCCUCCUCGCCACAUUAAAGGAGCACGCCAACACCGUCUCCUGCAUUAAAAUCACCAAAGAUGACAAAGCUUGUGCCUCCUCCUCUGCUGAUGGCACAUGCAUUGUCUGGAGUUUAGUAGAGUUUACACGGUUGCAGAUAAUAUUCGCGAAUACUCUCUUCCGAGUGGUGUGCUUCCACACCAGUGAAGUACAACUGUUGACUGCAGGCACGGAUCGAAAGAUCGGCUACUGGGAAAUGUACGAUGGUUCUCAGAUCCGAGAGCUAGAGGCCUCCCGCUCCGGCUCCAUAAACGGCAUGGACCUCACCAAGGAUGGCGUCAUCUUCGUCACCGGCGGUGAUGAUAAAAUUGUCAAAGUGUGGCGCUACAGCGAGGGUGACGUGACACACGUGGGUCUCGGUCACUCCUCACCCAUCACACGUCUCAUGAUCGCACCCAACCAGCGCCUCGUUGUCUCCGUCAGUGAGGACGGCGGCAUCUUCCUGUGGGAUCUACCUCCGCAUUAA
Molecule: messenger RNA, 1998 nt
Organism: Hydatigera taeniaeformis
Lineage: Eukaryota; Metazoa; Platyhelminthes; Cestoda; Cyclophyllidea; Taeniidae
Source: the annotation of a GenBank genome assembly